Polistes canadensis is the source of this 1598-nucleotide messenger RNA. Its product is annotated as 32 kDa beta-galactoside-binding lectin lec-3-like. The transcript is spliced from 7 exons. Gene Ontology annotation, molecular function: galactoside binding; carbohydrate binding. The record is from RefSeq and is a predicted model, not a curated record. Bases 520 to 1539 code for a protein of 339 amino acids. Lineage: Eukaryota; Metazoa; Arthropoda; Insecta; Hymenoptera; Vespidae.
AGAUUCUUUUUAUUUGCACGUCAAUUGAAAAACAACUUUUAAUAAGAUAAAAAGAGAUACACAAGGUAUCUCGUUAAGAGUCAUAAGCUUGUCUUUUCGGAUAAAAUAUCUAUUUAUAACUUGAGAUCGUCAAGUAGUACACAUAGGCACGUAUUCGAGCUAACACGGUAAUUCGGUGAUGUUUCAUAUUGCACUUAUGCAAUGAAUCAGUCCGAUUCGUACGAAUCAUCACGAGAAAUUCGAAACGUCAGGUUUUAAAGACAUGUCACUAACACACUAAUACUUGCACGGGAUCAAUUUUACCGGCUUUCGAAAUAGAUACAAAGAUAUUAUCGCGAAUGAAACACGAAUAAUCUUUUUAUAAUCAUCUGUUACUUUCUCUUUUUCGCAAGAUAUUUUAUUUGCAGAACUCGGAUGGAAAAAAUUUGUAUAAAAAUACCUUUAAUGUUUUAAAUUCAUUACACACCAUUCGACAUAUUGUAUUAAUUCUGUGAUAAACAUAGAGAAGAUUACAAGAAAAUGUCUAUCGAUUGUAUUUUCAAACACACCAAAGAAGACGCUUUCAAGGAUUUUUUCUUUUUCGAUGAGAAGAGCAUACCAAUCGAACAAGCAAGGCCUCUCAUAUUGCAACCAUUAAAACCAACAUCUGCUAUUAUUAUAACAGGAUACAUUCCCGUUAAUGCGAUAAGAUUUGCAAUAAAUUUAAAUUGCAAAACGAGCGGUAACAUAGCGUUGCAUUUCAAUCCAAGAAUAGAUAGAGGCUAUGUGGUAAGAAAUACAAAAAUGAAAGGUACGUGGGAACUUGAGGAAACUUGUUCUCCAGUUGGACCAUGCAAUUAUAUAUUUUGUCGUAACUCUUAUAUCCAUUUGACGAUAUUUUGCACGGAAGAUGCAUUUCAGAUAGCAAUCAAUGGAGAACAUUUUUGUGCCUUUACAUAUAGGUUUCCACUUAGCGAUAUUAGCUAUCUUCAAUGCGAUGGACACUUUGAAGAUAUAAGAUUCAAUCAAAUAAAUCUUCAGGUUUAUCCCGACCCAAAGUUUUCUAAAUCUUCACCUUCACUUGUUUUGACAGAAGACUCCCCUCUCGUAGAAUUUCUUGAAGUUCCGAUCAAUGUAAGAAUCGGUUGUGAAUUCAAACUCGGUACCAAUUUAUUUAUUAGAGGAAGAUUGAAAUUACUUCCUCAUUCAUUUUAUAUAAACUUACAAAAAGGAGAAACUAUUUAUCCUCAUCCAAUAAUCGCCUUGCAUAUAAAUCCACGUUUUCUUUACGGUAGUAAAGAGCCUUUCGUUGUCAUGAAUUGUUGGGUCGAUGGUAGUUGGAGAAACGAGGAAAGACACGAAGGUCAUUUAACUUGGAUGCCAGGCCGUGACUUUUUACUAACUAUACGCUGCGAGCAUGAAGGCUUUUCAAUAUGGCUGGGUAACAAAAUGGUAACCGAAUUUAAGCACAGAUUAAAACCAUCCAUUAUCGAUACUUUACGAAUAUCAGGCGAUAUUGUUCUUCAUCAUCUAGCGAUCGAUCAUGUCAAAAAUAAAUGAAAUAACGAAUAAUUUGAUCAAAACGAUACUUGGAUAUACCAUAAAUAUUAUUUAAAAAA